Perca flavescens (yellow perch) is the source of this 3789-nucleotide messenger RNA. It is a transcript of the gene pcsk5b, whose product is annotated as proprotein convertase subtilisin/kexin type 5b. Gene Ontology annotation, biological process: peptide hormone processing. Bases 490 to 3318 code for a protein of 942 amino acids. NCBI's taxonomy places the organism in Eukaryota, Metazoa, Chordata, Actinopteri, Perciformes, Percidae. Gene Ontology annotation, cellular component: trans-Golgi network; Golgi membrane. Gene Ontology annotation, molecular function: serine-type endopeptidase activity. The transcript is spliced from 22 exons. The record is from RefSeq and is a predicted model, not a curated record.
GGCUUUAGUUGUUUCUACUCUCCAGAGUGUCAGCUAGUUAUUUGUGGGGAGGCGCUGUAGCCAUUUCGCCACAUGAAAGCCCGAUGAGCUGAACGACCAACAUCCGAGUUGUUUGUGGAGAAGAGAAAUCAGCUUUGAGGAGCACCGCGCGCACACACACGUACACGAACUCGCGCGCACAGACACGUACACUUCCUCCUCCUCCGUUGUGGAAAAAGAGAGAGAGAGAGGGGGACAGAGAGAGGGCACACGAAACGCAAACUUCCAACUCUCCCAUGUGGAAAGCAGAGGUUUGAGGAUAAGAUUUAUUUUUUCCUCUUCGGGGCUCCGUUCCUUCCCCCCCCUCUCUCCCUCUCUCUUGAAGUGUUUUGCCCGGAUAGUUGUGUGUCUAUGAGAGUCUUGCUCGCCGAGAAGAGAAGUUUGGUUGUUUGCCUGGUCGGCUGAGGAGGAGGAGGAGGAGGAGAAGAGUCGGGUUAAAAGUGGGGGAAGAUGGUCCGCAACGCCGCUUGGAGAAGAAGCUUGCUUUGCGUUCUGGCGCUCAGUCUCAGCUUUGCGUCCCCGCCGUGCAAUGCUCGGAUUUACACCAACCACUGGGCAGUCAGGAUAGCCGGUGGAGCCGAUGUGGCCGAGCGGAUAGCGGAUAAAUAUGGCUAUAGGAACAUGGGACAGAUUGGGGAUCUCAAAGACCACUAUCACUUCUUCCAUAGCCGGACCAUCAAGAGAUCUACUUUGUCCAGCCGCGGUCGCCAUAGUUUCAUCUCCAUGGAGCCCAAGGUGGAGUGGAUACAGCAGCAGGUGGUGAAGAGGAGGAUCAAGAGGGAUUACAAGCCAGUGCCGCCCUUUUCACUUACAAGCCCCGCCCACAGCAACCCCGACCAGAACAACAUAUUCUAUAAUGAUGCCAAGUGGAGCAGUAUGUGGUACAUUGGUCAAGCUAAGAGAUUCUGUUUACCACCAAGAUUUGUCACAGGAAAGUCCACAGAGCACUGUAACGACGACGUCCAUAACUGCCAGUCGGACAUGAACAUCAUGGGGGCGUGGAAGAGGGGCUACACGGGUAAAGACGUAGUGGUGACCAUACUAGAUGACGGCAUCGAGAGGAACCACCCAGACCUCUUUCAGAACUACGACCCUCAAGCCAGCUAUGAUGUCAACGGUAACGAUAUGGAUCCCAUGCCUCGAUAUGACGCAACCAACGAGAACAAACACGGGACGCGGUGUGCGGGCGAAGUUGCUGCAGCCGCAAACAACUCCCACUGCAUUGUGGGAAUUGCAUACAAUGCCAGAAUAGGAGGUGUGCGAAUGCUGGAUGGUGAUGUAACAGAUAUGGUGGAGGCCAAGUCUCUGAGCCUCCAGCCGCAGCACAUCGACAUCUACAGUGCCAGCUGGGGACCUGAUGACGAUGGAAAGACCGUGGAUGGACCCGCAUCUCUGGCCAGGCAGGCCUUCGAGAAUGGCAUCCGCAUGGGGAGGAAGGGGCGGGGCUCCAUUUUCGUGUGGGCUUCAGGCAACGGCGGGCGCAGCAGAGACCAUUGCUCCUGCGACGGCUACACCAACUCUAUCUACACCAUCUCCAUAUCCAGCACAGCUGAGAGCGGACGCAAGCCAUGGUACCUGGAGGAAUGCUCGUCCACACUGACCACCACCUACAGCAGCGGAGAGAACUACGACCGAAAGAUUAUCACAACAGACCUGAGACAUCGAUGUACAGACAGUCACACAGGGACAUCGGCCUCGGCUCCCAUGGCUGCUGCCAUUAUUGCUCUGGCCCUGGAGGCAAAUCCUCUUCUAACAUGGAGAGAUGUUCAACACAUUAUUGUAAAGACCUCUAGAGCCGGACAUCUCAGUGCCCCUGACUGGAAGACCAAUGCUGCUGGUUACAAUGUCAGCCACCUAUAUGGCUUUGGUCUGAUGGAUGCUGAGGCGAUGGUGAAAGAGGCAGAGCGAUGGAAGCAAGUCCCUUCUCAGCACGUCUGUGUAGAGAGUGCAGACCGACAAAUAAGAACUAUCCGUCCAGAGCAUGUGGUUCGGUCAGUGUACAAGGCAACAGGAUGCACUGACAACCCCAACCACCAUGUGAUCUACCUGGAGCAUGUGGUUGUACGCAUUACAAUCACACACCCUCGCCGUGGGGACCUGUCAAUCAAUCUGACCUCACCCUCGGGGACCAAGUCUCAGCUGCUUGCCAACAGGUUGUUUGAUCACUCCAUGGAGGGCUUUAAGAACUGGGAGUUUAUGACCACCCACUGCUGGGGAGAGAAGGCAGCAGGCGACUGGGUCCUAGAGAUCUAUGAUUCACCUUCUCAACUCCGCAGCCAGAAAGUACCUGGCAAGCUGAAGGAGUGGUCACUGGUGCUGUAUGGCACCUCUGUGCACCCAUACUCGCCUCUGCGCAGCGAUAAGCCCCGCUCCACAGACAUGCUGACGCCCACCGAUGAGGAGUUCACAGAGGAGUACAACGGCCCCUGUGACUCUGAAUGCAAUGAGAAUGGCUGUGAAGGCCCUGGACCCCAUCACUGCAUCAACUGCCUCCACUAUUUCCUCAAGUUCAAGAACAACACCAGGAUGUGUGUGUCGGAGUGCCCCAGUGGCUUUUUCCGUGAUGAUAGGAAGCGCUGCAAGAAGUGCUCCUCGUUGUGUGAGACCUGCGUUGGUAGCCGUGGCGACCAGUGCACCACAUGCAGGACUGGUUUCCACCUCAACGAGGGCUCCAACACGUGUGUCGCCAACUGUGGCGACGGCUUCUACCUCGACCAUGAUUCCAACAUUUGCAGGAGAUGUCCAGAGAACUGUAAGAAGUGCACCACCUCCAAUAUCUGCACGGAAUGUAAACCUGGAACGAGUCUUCAAGGAAACAAGUGUCAGAUGACAUGUGACCCAGGGACUUAUUACAACGGCCACAGAAGGACUUGUGAAACCUGUCAUCUGGCAUGUGCUACAUGUGCAGGCAUAGGUAUAGAGGCGUGCACAAAGUGUGCAGAAGGCUACUUACUUGAGGACUGGCGGUGUGUUUUAACAUGCAGCUCUGGCUACUACCUGUCAGAGCAGACCUCAGACAAUGGGCAGGUGCAGAGGUCCUGUAAAAAGUGUGACCAUAGCUGCUACGAGUGCUCAGGGCCCGGUGAAAGGAACUGCAGCAGCUGUGUCAGUGGUUACAAUCUGGAGGCAGGAGCUUGUGUGGUCAGCACCAUCUGCAAAGAUGCAAAUGAAGAAUCUUGGGCAGAAGGCAGUUUCUGUGUGCUUGUUAAAAAGAACAAUCUUUGCCAGAGGAAAGUGCUGCAGCAACUGUGCUGCAGAACGUGCUCGCAAAAGGGCUGACGGGACGUACUCGCUGGGCGUUAAGGGAGCGCGGGGAGGAUGUGGGGGCACAUGGGUCACCCCUCCUUCUUGAACCCCCCCUGCCCACUCAUUCACAGUCACAUAAUUUAUAAGAAAAUCUGUGCCUCUUAAAGGGACUGCAUCGGAGGUGCGAUGACAGGACUACAACAAACCUACCUUUUUUCUGUACUGGGACACACACACGUCGUCAGGGUGUAAAAUGACUGGGACUUAUUUCAAGAACAAACGAACAAAUGAAAACAAACAAAAGAAUAAAAGUGUCGGCAUUUUGUGACCAAAGCAUCGAUGCCAAAAUAAUUGAACCUUCUUUUUUUUUGUUGCCAGUGUAGGAAGUAUAUCUUAAAACAGGAGCCACUGAGCCUGUGAAUCUCUGAAUACGUCUGUGUGCAUUUUUAUUUUGGCUCCUCUUCCUCCUCUCUUUCCAGUUAACAAUAAACAGAUGGAAAGUGA